Messenger RNA from Seriola aureovittata, 4310 nucleotides. RefSeq names its product NHL repeat containing 2 (gene nhlrc2). The coding region runs from base 10 to 2169 and encodes 719 amino acids. Gene Ontology annotation, molecular function: protein binding. The record is from RefSeq and is a predicted model, not a curated record. Lineage: Eukaryota; Metazoa; Chordata; Actinopteri; Carangiformes; Carangidae. The transcript has 12 exons.
GUUGGAAACAUGGCGUCCCGGUGCAGCCUCUCUACUUUAUUUCCUAUCCAAAGUCAGCUGGAUGUCGCCCUAGAUGACGCCACGACGCCGCAGGAGAAAGAAAAUUUGGUGCUUCAGUAUUUGAAAGUACUAGACGAGAGAGACGACCUGAAGAUACCUGAUUUCCAGACAGGCUUGGAAUGGCUGAACACGGAGGGGCCUCUGUCUUUGAACAAGGAGCUGGCUGGCAAAGUGGUGCUGUUGGACUUUUUCACUUACUGCUGCAUCAACUGCAUGCACAUCCUGCCUGAUCUGCACCAGCUCGAGAAGAAACACUCUGUUAAAGACGGACUGGUUAUUGUUGGUGUGCACUCUGCCAAAUUCCCAAAUGAAAAGGUCCUCGCCAAUGUUCGCAGCGCUGUUCUCCGCUACGACAUCUGCCACCCAGUGGUCAACGACGGCGAGGCGCGCCUCUGGCAUGAACUGGAGGUGUCCUGCUGGCCCACGCUGGUCCUGCUCGGACCACGUGGCAACCUUCUCUUCUCCCUGGUGGGCGAAGGCCACCGUGACAGGAUGAUGCUUUUUACUGACAGCGCCCUCCGUCACUACAGGGAGCAGGGCCUGCUGAAGCCUCACUCGGUGGGGAUCAAGCUGUACAGAGACUCCCUGCCACCCAGCAUCCUGUCUUUUCCUGGGAAGGUGGCCAUAGACAACAGCAAGAAAACACUGGCCAUAGCAGAUACUGGGCACCACCGGAUUCUGGUGGUGUCCUCUACCGGUCAGCUGUCGCAUGUCAUAGGAGGACCUGAAAGUGGGAGGCACGACGGCGACCUGUCUGAGGCUUCCUUUAACUCCCCUCAGGGUGUGGCCAUAAAAGGAGACACGGUAUACGUGGCUGACACAGAAAACCACCUGGUCCGAAAGAUUGACCUUUUAGAGGGAAGAGUCAGCACUCUAGCUGGCAUAGGAGUUCAAGGCACAGACAAAGAGGGUGGGGCCAUGGGACCUCAGCAGCCAAUCAGCUCUCCUUGGGAUGUGACUCUCGGCACCGCCGGUGGCGUUGAAGAUAACGUGCUGUGGAUAGCCAUGGCAGGGACCCACCAGAUCUGGGCUUUGUUCCUAGAAGAUGGGACUCUGCCCAAAGGGAGUGAGUCCAAGGCGGGGACAUGCGUGCGAUGGGCAGGCAGCGGCAACGAGGAGAACCGAAACAACGCCUACCCACACAAGGCCGGCUUUGCUCAGCCUUCAGGUCUGGCUUUAGCCCCGGAGGAGCCGUGGAGAUGCCUGUACGUGGCCGAUAGUGAGAGCAGCACCAUCCGCACGCUCGCACUGAAGGAUGGAGGCGUCAAGCUGCUGGUCGGCGGAGAGAGAGAUCCAAUGAACCUCUUUGCUUUCGGGGAUUUAGACGGGAAAGGGGUGGACGCCAAGCUGCAGCAUCCUCUCGGUGUUUCCUGGGCUCCUGAACAAAGCCUGCUCUAUGUGGCUGACUCCUACAACCACAAGAUCAAGGUGGUGGAUCCAAAGACAAAGCAGUGUAGCACAUUAGCAGGGACAGGAGAGGCUGGAGAUAGUCUGGGUCCUGAAUUUAACAAAUCCUGCUUCAACGAACCUGGAGGGAUCUGUGUCGGCGACAACGGGAAGCUUCUUUAUGUGGCAGAUACCAACAACCACCAAGUGAAAAUGCUGGACCUCGACUCCAAGACUGUCUCACUGUUCCCUAUAUCCAUGGACUGCACAGACUCAGUACCCACAAAGCCUUCGGCUCCUGCCAAAGCCCCCACGCUGCCUAAAUCAGCUGUCAGGAAAGCAAUGCCACCAGUAGCAGCGUCUGCGGGCCAGACUCUCAUCCUGUCACUCACACUGUCCCUUCCAGAAGGAAGCAAACUCACUGAAGAAGCUCCCAGCUGCUGGGCUCUGUCAGCUGAGGGUAACGAGUGGCUGCUUGACAAUAAGGUGGUUACCGGUGACAUUUUGGAUCUGUCGAAGCCCCUCUCCAUCUCAACCAAACUUCCAGCUGUUGUGAAGGAACCAAACAGCAAUCCGAGCCUCACUUUGGGGGUAUGGGUGUACUACUGUACGAAAGCAGGUAACACCUGUACAAUGAGAGCAGCUGCCUUCACUCAGCCUCUUCAAAUAAGUGCCAAUCAAGGUGGGAAAGAGAUCACUGUGGCGCUGACUCAUGCCUUCUGAAACCGCUUACUCGUCUUUGUCAAAACAGCCUAAGAAUUCACACUUUGUGCUGUUGCGACGUCAGUUUAACUUCGGGUCUCUUGUUCAUAGUUCUGGAAGAAGGAAAGAAAACAGAUUGUUUCUGAAGGGGCUGUCAACUUUUGACAAAAAUGCAUUUCACACAAACCUGAUUUUCAGUAGAAUUUCAUUUCAAACUACUCAGAAGCCGUCUCUACAGAACAUAAUGCAUCAGUGCUGUAAUGUCCUUGACCAUGCGUGACAUUUAUUGAUAGGAAUGCAAACAGAUACAUCCACAGGCAUCUUAUAAAGGUGGUACAGCAACCACAGCAGCAGCCUAAAGAUCUAUAUAGUAAUAUAUAUAUAUAUACAAAGUCCCAAGGACAGGUUGUACCAGCUAAAUGUAAGAAAACUGUCUCCUUUAGAAAUUGCUGUUUUAUAGAUGAAAAAGUUCACCUCAAAGACACUUUCUUGUACUAAAUGUACACUGAAAAUAAAAGCAACUCUGCAGAUUUAAUGAGAAACUAAGAAAUUAUGAUGAUCUAACUGGCAGCUGGUGAUGAUGGUGUCAGUGAUGGACAGACCAAUACCCAGGGUUUCUGUCUUUUAACACUCUGGAGGAUUUAAAGCUCUUUCAGAUAUUAAAAGUAAAAGCCGAAGCCUCCGAUUAGCCUCACGUUUUCACCUGAACCGGCAGAUGUGAAUUUCAAAGACACAAAAAAAAUUAUUGGAAGCUUUCUGUUUGUGUUUGAAACCAUUUCUCUCAAGAAUUGUUAAAGACCUUUUUUUCUUUCAGUCCCAGGAGUAAUUAUAUAGUAGGAAUAAAAAAAAAGAAAAAAAAAGAGAGAGAGACAUUUUAUUGGAGCUGAUAUUUGAUUCAGAGUUGGAGAAAGACGUUUUGUUCUGCCUUUGCUCGCCCAAGCAUUUCUUUUGAAUGCUAAUAACGAGUUACGGCCAUUUAUCUAUGCAGAGACUCGCAUUUUUUAUUAUCAUUAAUAUAUUAAAGAUGUCCAGCAAUAGAGUAUUAAUUCACAUCUUUACUUCAUGCUUUUUUUUUUUAAUAAUAUAUUUCAGUGUUUAUGUGUGCGGUUUCUUUAGUUUACAGCCACCCAUCUUUAACGGUGGCUUCAGGCGCCUCAAUCAAUCUUUCAUAAAUAUUUGUCUACAUAUGAGUAUGAGUACCCUUAUGUUGUUUACAGAGUUCAUAGUCUCUUAAAGGUUGCACUCAUAGCUUAAAGCUUUGUUCUCUGUAUGGCUGAACAUUCAUUCACUCAACAUUCAUUAUGUUUAUUCAGGACACAAGGAGCCCUUUUGAUUCAGAUCAUAAAAUGUAGCUGUUGUGUAAGUGAUGAAUAAAGUGCCUGUGCCUUUUGAUAACCGACCUCUUGAACUGAUAACGGCGAAUGACUACUGCUUGCUAUGCGCACGGAGGGAUAUUGUAUUAAGAAAGUCUUAUUAAAAUCUCUCUAUCAAGCAUCAUCACUCCUCUACAAAGGGAACAUAAUAUGAAAUAGAUUCUCUAAUGAUGAGACACUGUAAUACGUUGUGUAUUUUGUUGUGUAAUAUUAUAUGAUAAUAUGGAAGUUGUUAUUGUCAUUUUCCCUUAUUGGUUUUCAAAGUUAUGAGCUGUCGUCAGAACUGGGCCGGAGAGUGUUUUGAUUAUCAUCGCUGUCAUCAUGUCUUAUAACGUAAUUGUGCUUGUCAGACUGUUUUUAUUUGGUUUGGAUCGCUUGGCCCAAGUGCCUUGGAAACGCGGCGUUACUGUAUGAAUGGUGUGGACCGAUGACACUUUGACUGUAUCAGAAGCAAUAUCAACAUAUUUGUGUUUUAUUCCCACAUUUUUUUUUCUUUUUCUUUUUCCAAUGAACAGCAAAUGUCUUGCCAGUGUGUCUUCUCUGCUCUGUGCUCCCUCUGGCAUCUUUUUUAAUGAGCAGUAAUGAGCUUGAGUGGCGGCCGGUGGGCAUUAAGUUCCUGAUUGUGUUUUCUAGCUCUCACUUGUUUUCUUCUUACUGUAACGCCUUUUCAGGCACAUAUUGGCAUGCUUUUGUCUUCAAGGGUACCUAGUUAAUACAUCUUCUUUUAAAUGCUGCACUUUAAAGAUUCAGCAAAGCAAGAAAAAAAACUAAUAAAACAUUUUAUAUAUU